AUGGGAGUAUUGGCGAAAGAGGAAACGCGAAAAUUAUGGGAGACGUGCUGUCGUUAUGAUGAAUACCGCGUAAUUUUGUUGCCGAAAAUCCGCAUCCUCACAAAACGAAAAACGCAUUUUAAGAAGAAGCUGAAAGUGGUCUACUGGAAUUUGCUGGUCGCCACUGGAAAUGAGCCGUGCAAUAAGCCGGCUAGUAUUCAAGAUUGGCCGGCCGACAAAAUUCGAAACAAGACGAAGGCCGACCAGAAGACGGCAGUGCUUCUUCAAGACAUCACACGGCUCGCAAAGGAGAAUUGGAUAAGGACGAGAAGUGUGGUUGGUGACGAACAAUUUCUGAGGGAUGUCAAAGUGAUUCUCGAUAAUGCGUCGAAAACAGAUGCUGACGCGCAAUAUGUGUAUCGUAAGCAGUUAAUGGAGUUUCAGAAGUUUUUCACCAACGGGUAUGAGAAAUGGAAGAAAAGCGCUGAAGAAAUCUGCAAGAAGGCGAUCGAGCUGGACGAGGCCCGCGAGAAAGAUGCGACCAAGGCAGAAGCGUUCAACAAACAGAUGCUCAAGGUCCAUGAAUGCUAUAAAAAGGGGCAUGAGUAUGCGAAUGAUAUGGAGAGUCUGCAAGUCAAGCAUUUGGCUGUCAUCAAUGAGAUUUUGCAAAUAUUUGCGAAAAGCCUGAAAGCGGUUUACUGGAACUUGAUGAUUGUGACUGGAAUGGAGCCGUGUUCGACACCGUCGAAUUUGAAAGAAUGGACGCCGGAGAAAUUUCGCAUCGCGAGCAAAUCGGAACAGAAAACGGCAACACUUUUUGCUCUACUCGAGAAAUUUUCAAAAGAAUAUUGGUGGAAAACGAGAUUAGUGAUUGGAGAGGGCGCUUUUUUAAAAGACCUAAAGCCGAUAUUCGAUAGCGCAGCCAAUGCAGAAGCUGAUGCUCAACAAGAAUUUCGUCCCCACUUGCAGAUUAUUUAUGGCUUCUUACAUAAUGGGCAUGAGAAAUGGCGAAAGGAUAUUGAGGAGCUUGGAAAGAAGACUGGCGAACUUGAAAUUGCACCGCCCACUGAUGCGAAGAAGAAGGAGAAUUUUGAUAUUCAAAUGGCGAAGGUGAACGAGGCGGUGAAAAAGGCGAAUGAAAUGGCGGCGAGUUUGGAAAUGAUACAGACGAAACAUUUGGCCGCAAUUAAAGCAAUACUGACAGAAGUCGAAGUGCGAUGCUAA
Caenorhabditis bovis is the source of this 1203-nucleotide messenger RNA. NCBI's taxonomy places the organism in Eukaryota, Metazoa, Nematoda, Chromadorea, Rhabditida, Rhabditidae. The record is from the annotation of a GenBank genome assembly.